CGUCAGACGAGCUGCAGACGCCGUCGCGUCGAUCGCACUCUCUGCGCGGAAGGAACAGAAAGAAGAGGCGCUCGCGUGUGCCCUCCGCUGCUGCAACGAGCUCCGCACAAACCGGGACUACGCUAUUACCGGAGAAGCCGAAGCGGAGGGGGGGAAAGAGAUCGCCUCGUUUCGGACGUCCCAAACGCGGAAACGCGGUCCCCCGCGAAGACCCCCCUCGUCCACUUACAACCUGCGCGCGCGUGUGCUCCCCAGUCAUCGCUGCAACGUCGGAGCUCCACGUGCGGCUUCGGAUAUACCGUUUCUCUUGGACUACGCUCCGGUGUUGAGGACGCCUGAGGAUUUCCGACGAGCUCAGAGUGGUAACUUUGCUGCAGUUCGUUUGAGGAGGUGGUGAAUCUUGGACGGCGGCGUUGGCUGUGUGUGUCCGACUCGUGAACGCCGAAACAGAGGAAGGACUACGGCCUGGAUAAAAACGAGAGCUCAAACAAGCGAGCUCUGGAAGUGCGCUUGAACCAACCCCGGCCGCCGUGCUGGAAGCGAAGCAGUGUUCUUCACCGAUUGGAAGAGCCGAGAUCCAGACGAAGGAGAGGGGGCUGACUCUCAGAAGCCGACACCAGACAUGGACGUAGACAGCGUCGCGCUCGAGUCCUUCCUCGAGCUCAAUUUUCCGUCCGAACUCAACUUCGCAACACCGAUCGAGUAUCCAUCCUUCAACACCACCAAUGCCGUCCUGCAAACGACGGCACCGACAACGGCACAGCAGCCGACGGCGUCUUCCUUGCCGGGCAGCGUCUUGGCGUUCCAGAUGACCCAGCCCGUUCAAACCAUGGACGUUGUCGCUGGCACCGUCUCAAGCACCGUGGCUUCGGCCACGUCUUCGUCUCCACCAGUCGUCCAGUCCGCCACCGGUCGUCCCCAGCGGUCUUGUCGACUGAACCCGGACUACAACCUGAGGCCCCGGUCGGUCCAGAUUCGCAUCGAGACGGAACAGAGGCGCAAACAGCAGCAGCAACAGCCUCAGCAGCGAAGUCACAAGCGGGAGCCCAAGCCGAAGCAGAAGCCACCGCCGCUGUCCAAGUACAGGAGGAAAACGGCAAACGCUCGCGAGCGGUGCCGGAUGCAGGAGAUCAACCGGGCCUUCGAAGAGCUGAGGGCCGCCGUACCGGCAUUGCCUCCGGACUGCGUGCCGGACAAGAACGGAGACAGCAGCAAGCUCACCAAGAUCACCACGCUGAGGCUGGCGGUGAACUACAUCGCCGCCCUGUCCCAGAUGCUGAGGGAGGCCAACGAGUCCGAGGAGAAUUCUUCCGAAGUCGACUCGGUGCAGAGCAUUGACUCGCUCGAAUCGAGUCUCGACUUCGGCGACGACCCGCUGCUGAUGAGCACCGAUCUCGUCGGCAUGAUCCUCGAGUCCGACGGCGAGAGCCUCCAGCUCAGCGACGCCCCGACGCCGUGAACUGGCCCGCGAGAAACGUGUGCUGGACGUGACUCCAAAGCCAGCGGUGAUGUGUUGUGCAUGCUUCCAUGUCUACGGGACGUACGCGCAGUGACUAUUGCUGAUGUAAGAUGGAGCAGCCCAAACCGAAGAUGAGCCGAAUUUUCCGAACUUCCCUUGGUGCUUUCAGAACGGGGCUACACUGCUGAAUAUCGUGUCGCGUCCUGAAUCACACGCACGACUCGUCGAUCCAGUUUCCGUUAGACGGAGCUCAAGGGAAGAAGGACAUUGUGUCUGCUAAACCGUUCAUUUUUCGCGGAGCAGGAUCUCCAAGAAGAUUGCUACGCUUUCGCGCAUGUAUCCCAACGAAAUAACUUUUUUUGUUUUCUCAAGUGAUAAUCUGUGGGCGAGAAUGUGCCAAGUACGGUGAAUAAGCAAUUCCAUGAAGUACUGGUUUUGUUGUUCCACACGUCUGGCUCACGUAUAGCAGUGCCUUAGGAUACUGAGUCGAGAAUCUCAUCUCAUUUUCAGAUGCGAAUAACAGUUAGCGCAACGUUUAGUUAUAGGCGCACAAACGCUAUGUCGAAAACUGUUUUGGAACUUGCUUGCUUGCCAUGAUAGACACGUUUGUUAGAACGCUACAAUGCAGCUUCAAUCUCGAUGCUCACAUUGAAGAGUGGAUUCUUCAGCCGUGCCAUAACGUAAGAGCUGGGGAAGCCACUGCCUGUGCCAUGACCUAUACUUUACAAGCGAGUCGCAUAUGUCCCCGCUCAACGGUGAACAUGCAAUCUAGUCCGUCCAAAAGGUACUUUGUUACGCCUUCUACGUCUGCUGACGUUGGAUGUGGGAAUGGACAGCGCUUGCAGAUGUAAAGCUAUGAAUAGGAUCGGGUUUCAGUGUAAGAACAGAAAGCCUCGUGGGGCAACUACAAAUUCGCUUCCUCGUGUGCUUGCCAUAAUCGAUGACUAUCCGUAAAUUUAGUACACCUGUGGGCGCGUAAAUUGAGAGGAUAUGCCCUCACAACUGCCAUGCUUGACAGAAACAAAAGCGUUGAAAAGAAAUUUGUAUCUAUCAUGACUACGUGAAAGUUGGCGAAUGCAAUUGGCUGGCCCAACCACACAAACUGUGUUCAAAAUAUUUGCCAUUGCGUCAUUGGGUUGCCAUUCAUUACGAAUAGUUCUAUUUUUUAAGCUGUGAAUUGUCCCUGGCACUUUCAUAGGAACCUGCUGCGAAGACAUUGAAGGGAAAAAAGCCUGCUUUUGAAAAGGUUUUGUCGUCCCAAAAAAUCUACAUGUGUAAUCCACUGGUACACUUAUUAUGCAUAUCACCACAAGUGUGUUUCAUUUCUCUGCUAUGACAAACACUCUAAUCGGCAGCGUUUAGCGGAAACAUAAACGUAGCUAACAAUGCAGACAGAGUAGUGGCAAAUAGUGACUUAUGUGCAAUCACGCUUUGAUGCUAAGAACUUUUCCUGAGCGCUCAACAAUCGUUAUGUUUCGAGGAACUAAACGAAUGCAUACCGUAUCGGACAGCGCUACAGUCAUUCAUGCAUCUCCGUCCACGUUUUGCCAAUAACAUGAUAUUUUUGCUGAAAGCAACAGAGCCUAUAGCUUCGAUUUUGUAUGAGAUUCAAUAUGCAUUCCAGCCUCAGUGGCUUCUAUCUACCAGCGAAAGAGCAUUGAUGUACACGCGACGUAUAGUUUGUGUUUUAGCGCAAGCUUUCGGUCACAAACAGGACGUAUUCGUUGAAAACACGCUGGCCGUGGAUUUCAAAGGGGCGUUCCUUCUUGAAGACAGGACGAAGAACUUUGCUGCGAUGCUUUCUACAAAAUGCCUCUCAGAUCAGCUGAUGUGUGAAGCCUGCACUUUUUUCUUUGUAUUCCUGUUCUGUAUUAUAAGAAUGAAUGUAUGAACCAGGCUGUGUGAGAUUUUUUGUUUGUUUUAUCAUGGAAAGACGUGAAAGAUAACAUGAAGUAUGUCGACAGUUUAUCAGUUCAGUAAUGCACCAACCCUUUGUGUUUCAACCCUUCACCGAGGGACCGUGACUUCCUGCUGUUGCUCAUGUAUGCAGAGACGAUGACAAUUCCUUCGGGAGCCCAGUAUAAUUUUGAACAACACUUGCACAAAAAUACAAGGCUGAUUUAAUGUACAUCACGAAGACUGUAUAAGCAAUCAUGGGUAUUUGUAGCCGCCUGCGCAGCAGCGCAGAGUAGGAGAGUAUUAUGUUAAUUGAUGUUUCUGAUAUAAUUAAGCGUAACUGGCGAAACUAACACUAGGUAUUUUCGAAGCAGUUGACUUGCCUAAAUGGCUUUUUCUUGUUAACAUGAUACGAAGCUUGGCUGAAAGGAGUUUUAUUCUUUUGCUUAAGAUAUUCGCAGCCGUCACGAUGAAUGCUUCGCACAGAAACGAAAAAAACUUCAGAGAUACCGGUACAUAAAAAUAAGUUUCGAAAUUAUAUAUCCACGCAUUUUCCUUGGACGCGAAAUCAAUUUAUUAUGGCUACCACUGGAGAUAUUUAUGUGCAAUACAUUGAAAUAAAGAUAAAGUAGCCUUCAAAUUGUUUGUUCGUAUGAUGGUUCGUUGUGUGACUGAAUAUGCAUGUUAAUGAAUGUUCGAGACCCUCGUUAAAGACCGGGCCCAAAGCAAUACGCAAGAUAGCAGAAAUGCUCAGCUUCAGAGUUAUACCGGUGUGCUUCCAAAAGGUGUCAGUGUUGUGUAUGUUUUGUGUAAAGAAAUUUAGGCUAUGUAAAGUGUGACACGUUGCGCCAAUCUCGCGAAUAUGCCGGUGAAUCUCUUCUUUUUCUUGUGCAUCGUCAUGUUUCUUGUUCGAUGAUCUUGAACAGCUCACUGUUUUUCGUGCAAAUGUGUUAUUCUCGUUAAGUACAGCUGAAAGAAACGACCCAACCGUGUUCUCGUUGGAACCUUGUUCAUAUUUUUUUCGAAAUUGAGAAACAUGUUUCUCUCUUUCAAUAUUAUAUCUAUAUUUUUUUUGGAAAUGACAGAACAAUAAAGAAUGUUUAUAUAAAUGA
This is a messenger RNA of Rhipicephalus sanguineus (brown dog tick), 4467 nucleotides long. Its product is annotated as transcription factor ATOH8. The transcript is spliced from 2 exons. Gene Ontology annotation, molecular function: protein dimerization activity. Bases 623 to 1459 code for a protein of 278 amino acids. NCBI's taxonomy places the organism in Eukaryota, Metazoa, Arthropoda, Arachnida, Ixodida, Ixodidae. The record is from RefSeq and is a predicted model, not a curated record.